UUGGUGUUGACCGUCUCUAGGCUUUUAAGGGCAGGAGAUCAACAGGAGGCCAAAGGAAAAGGACCGGCCAUAAGCUUGAACUAAGCGCAGCCCAAAAGCAGCAGAUGCGGGAAGCGUUUGACCUGCUGGACUCUGACGGCACCGGGACCAUCGAUGUGAAAGACCUGAAGGUGGCCAUUCGGGCUUUGGGGUUUGAACCUUCAAAGGAAGAAAUCAAGAAGAUCAUGUUUGAGGUGGAUAAAGAAGGGUCCGGGAAGAUUGGCUUUGAUGCCUUUUACUCUGUGAUGACUCAGAAAAUGUCAGAAACAGAUCCCAAAGAGGAAAUCGUGAAAGCCUUCAAGCUCUUCGAGGACCAGGAAAGCGGCAAAAUCUCCUUUAAAAACCUCAAGCACAUCGCCGGCGAGAUUGGGGAGUCCCUCACGGACGAGGAGCUACAGGAAAUGAUUGACGAAGCCGAUCUGGAUGGAGACGGGGAAGUGAACGAGCAGGAGUUUGUGAAGAUCAUGAAGAGACACAUCUAGUAGCUGAAUUUCCCUCUCUGCCGUUGGUCUCCUGAGCACAGCUGCGCAUAGAACUGGGGAG
Molecule: messenger RNA, 582 nt
Organism: Elgaria multicarinata webbii
Lineage: Eukaryota; Metazoa; Chordata; Lepidosauria; Squamata; Anguidae
Product: centrin-2-like
Exons: 4
Coding region: 105-521 (138 amino acids)
Biological process (GO): centriole replication; mitotic cell cycle; nucleotide-excision repair
Cellular component (GO): centriole; centrosome
Molecular function (GO): calcium ion binding
Source: RefSeq, a predicted model, not a curated record